ACACAAAACUCGUGGGCAGGGAAAGAGUACAAACAGUCAGGGAGGAAACAGAUCUAUUCACUUUACUCACUUCUCACACUCACAUGAGGAUGUUGAUGACGGAGUUGUUCCUUCUAACAAUACUCCUCACAGGAAAGAUUUCAGGGAGUCGGAAUGUCAUGGAAAAUGUGUCUGUACAACAAGGAAGGUCUAUCAUCAUUCCUUGUUUAUAUGAUGCAAGAUAUAAAAAUUAUGAAAAGUACCUGUGUUUUGGACAUCAGCCUCUUUUGUGCACAGAAGUUAAAAGUGUCAUUAAAGAGAUCUCAGAUGACCAAACUAAUCUUAUAUUUACUGUUACAAUGGAAAAUUUAACAACUAAAGAUACUGGUUAUUACUGGUGUUCGGCUAGGAAAGAUGCAAUGACAAGGAAAUAUUUUUUUGAUGCAAUGACAAGAUUUCACCUGGAAGUCACAACAGAAAAAGCUACUCCUAAGCUGUAUGUGGAUAAUCAGAUGAUCACUGCAUAUGAAGGAGGCCAUGUGGUGAUUUCCUGCUAUCAUCAACAAAAGAACUCUAAUGAAUGGUGUAAGAUUGGUGGUCCAUGUGUGAGCACUAUUGGAAACAUAAGUGAUGCAUCAGUGGAGCUCAGCGGAAUGGACUGGGGUUUUAGAGUGACCAUGAGCAAGCUGACAAUAAACAACACAGGAUGGUACAUGUGCUCAGCAGGGAAUCAGCAGAUGCCUGUUCACAUCACCGUGCAAAGAUCUACACCCAACAAGAAGAGCAGAAGCUCAUUUGCAUGGGUGGUGAUUUUGGGAUUUCUGCUUGUAUUAGCCUGUAUAGCUGUGAAAAUUUUCAGGCCACACAAAGAAAUUGCUGAAAUGUUCUCAUCGCGCAAGAGAUCUGAAAAUUCAUACGUAAGCAUGAAAAGACCGAAUCUACAAACAAAUCAAAAUGGAGAUGAAGAAGCUCAAGAAUAUGAAAUUAUGUUCCGUCCUGGACAGACCCCAGGGGUUCAAGGGACAAACUGUAAAGGCAAUUAUUCAGAUGGAGGUCACAUUACAGAAAAAGGACAUCACUGCACCUGCUGAAUGUGAUUUGCAUUACAAUCAAGCGAGGAUCAUGAAGUCAAAAGUAAAUAAGCUACAUGCAUUUCCCCAUAAACAGAAGUGAAGAAACAUGUCAAGCAGUGUGUUAUUUGAUUUGAUUUCAUGUGUAUUGUUCAAAUCCUUUCCAAAAAAUAAACACAUCGAUAGAGUCAAACAUACAUAAAUCUAGCCAUCACACAGAGUACUGCUGCUUCUUAACUCAUUUCAAAUGUUUUUAGAUUUGCUUUUAAUUAUAUGGGUUUCUGUGUUCAUGUUAUGCCUGUCUUUUCCUCAUAAACAUUCAGGAAAACAUUGCACUGAGCUUCUCUGAACCCUAUAAUAUGUUGUUCACACCAUGAAAUUGUGCAACAUUUUGGACAGUGCAGUUUGCUUAUGAUCCUCAAGGGGGCCUCAGUGAUAUUUGUUUAGCUUAAAUUGAUUAUGGUAUGUAAGUAUUGUAUGUAUACAUGACUUAAAUACACAAACCAGCAUUAAUCUAAGAUUAUUAAGACAUAUACUGAAAGUACUCCAUUAUUUAUCAUUUCAUGGUCUGGAUAAAUGCCUCUGCCAAAAGAUUAAUGAUAAUGUACAUAAAAGUAUAGAAGAAAUAUUAUAUUUUGUAAAACACCAUUGUGUGCCAUAUUGUACUAUAUUUAUGUGUGUUAUAUUGGAUGUUGUACCACAGUGCUAUUAAACAGAAUUCUUAAAUCUGACUUUAUUUUCUACAUGA
Messenger RNA from Tachysurus fulvidraco (yellow catfish), 1797 nucleotides. RefSeq names its product polymeric immunoglobulin receptor. NCBI's taxonomy places the organism in Eukaryota, Metazoa, Chordata, Actinopteri, Siluriformes, Bagridae. The record is from RefSeq and is a predicted model, not a curated record. Bases 84 to 1070 code for a protein of 328 amino acids. The transcript is spliced from 8 exons.